Molecule: messenger RNA, 3138 nt
Organism: Leptosia nina
Lineage: Eukaryota; Metazoa; Arthropoda; Insecta; Lepidoptera; Pieridae
Source: the annotation of a GenBank genome assembly
AUGGGGCGCGGUCGUGAUCGUAGUCGUGAUCGACGUCGUAGUCGUAGCAGAAGUAGAAGCAGAAGUCGCAGUCGAAGUCCUCGUUAUGGAUUAGGAUCGGGUGGUGGUGGCGGUGGCGGCGGCGGUGGCUAUGGGGGUGGAGGCCGUCGGAAUAAUCCUGGCGCCAAUCUACGUAAACCUAAAUGGGAUUUAAGCAGGCUGAAGCCAUUUAAGAAGGACUUCUAUGUACCCCACCCUGAUGUUGAAAAGAGAGCUGAAUCUGAGGUGGAACAAUGGCGGAGUGAAAAUGAAAUAACACUAAAGGGAAAACACAUUCCCAAACCGACCAUGACGUUUGAUGAAGCUGGAUUUCCCAAUUAUGUAAUGGACGAAAUUGACAAGAUGGGUUUCUCUAAGCCGACACCAAUUCAAGCCCAAGGUUGGCCUAUUGCCUUAAGUGGUUGCGAUAUGGUGGGAAUAGCAUCAACAGGAUCUGGUAAAACUUUGUCUUACAUCCUACCAGCUAUUGUGCACAUUAAUAAUCAACCAAAAUCUAGCAGAGGAGAUGGCCCUAUUGCCUUAGUUUUAGCUCCGACAAGAGAAUUAGCUCAACAGAUUCAAGAAGUUUGUGAUAAAUUUGCAAAUACUUCUAAAAUUCACAACACAUGUUUAUUUGGUGGUGCACCAAAGGGUCCUCAAGCAAGAGACCUAGAUGCAGGAGUGGAAAUAGUCAUAGCUACCCCUGGUCGGUUAUUAGACUUUUUGGAGAGUGGAAGAACCAAUUUAAAGAGAUGUACAUAUUUGGUACUGGAUGAGGCUGACAGGAUGUUGGAUAUGGGUUUCGAACCUCAAAUCAGGAAAAUAAUUGAACAGAUUAGGCCUGAUAGACAAACUCUUAUGUGGUCUGCCACUUGGCCGAGAGAAGUGCAAUCCCUGGCUUCCGAGUUCUUAAAAGAUUACUUACAAAUCAAUGUUGGGUCAUUGCAGUUGGCUGCAAAUCAUAACAUCUUACAAAUCAUUGAUGUUUGCAUGGAGUAUGAGAAAGAGACAAAACUGAGUACUCUUUUAAAAGAAAUAAUGGCUGAAAAAGAAAACAAAACAAUUAUUUUUAUUGAGACAAAGAGAAGAGUGGAUGAUAUAACCAGAAAAAUGAAAAGGGAUGGGUGGCCAGCGGUUUGCAUUCAUGGAGAUAAAUCACAGAAUGAAAGAGAUUGGGUAUUGCAAGGCUGGCGCCGCGGCCGGGCUAAGCACAGCCUCGUCGUCGCGGCCCCUCUGAGCCGCUCUGAGGUGCGACGGUGCCUGGCGUGGCGCUUAGCGAGCCGAGGCCUCACCGCUCGCCGUUCGCGUCCCAUUGCGCUUCAAGCGCAACGGACGGCCUCUUUACUAUCACUUGCUUGUUUUAUCCAUUUUCUGUUUGGAUACUUUUUUAUUAACUUUCGCAGUGGAAAAGCUCCUAUACUUGUAGCUACUGAUGUUGCGGCUAGAGGUUUAGAUGUCGAUGAUGUUAAGUUUGUCAUUAAUUUUGACUAUCCUAGUAAUUCUGAGGAUUACGUUCAUCGGAUUGGAAGAACGGGCCGAACUAAUAAAACUGGAACAGCUUACACGUUCUUCACACCUUCAAAUGCAGCCAAGGCUGCAGAUUUGGUUUCAGUUUUGAAGGAAGCUAAACAAGUUGUGAAUCCGAAGUUACAAGAAUUGGCAGAACGAGGCAGCGGUGGUGGACGACGUCACCGUGGCCGUGGGGGAAGAUAUCGUCGAGGCCGACGUUCCCGCUCACGUUCGAGGUCAAGAGACCGCGAUCGUCGUCGCCGUUCCCGCUCCCGUUCGCGCUCACGAGAUCGCCGCCGUCGCAGACACAGCUCCUCAAGAUCUUCCAGAAGUCGCUCCUCGAAAUCAUCGCGAAGCCGUUCACGUUCCCGCUCCCGAUCGAGAUCCCGUUCACGUUCAGGCAAGUGUAGCCCACACAAGGAUGCUCCCCGUGUGAACCAUCCGUCUACGCAGGGCUUACUGCCUACACCCAAGCCACUUUUGCCCACCCCUAUAGGCCCUCAACUCCCAGGCCAUGUAGAAAAACUGCCUUCCAAAGAAGCUUUACUCUCUAAUUCUCGUAACGACCCGAGAGGCAAGAGUAAUGAGCUUAUCUCUUCUAACAUGAGCAACACUGUUGCUCCCAACUCAAAUAACUUUCCACAUCCGCCUAAUGAUAUUCCUUCUCUGAUGAAUAUGAAUCCACAAAUGAACAUGUGUAUGCCUGUGCCUCAAAUGAACGGCCAAAAUUUCGUUAUGCCUACCUUCUUUCCAGACCAAUAUGGCAAUAUGAUGAUUGCACCCCCUUUUACCCAGCCUCCCAUGCAGAAUCCCAUGCAAACGUCGUCUUGGGGCGCUCCGCCACCACCUCCUCCUCCCCCUCCUGAAAGUCAAAGUUACGGACAAAGUGGUUUGGAUCACGGCGGUGUAGACUCAGAUUCCAGAAAAAGAGGACGCUCGGGUGGACUCGAUGGUUCGAGUCAUUAUAGCGGCGGAGGUCUGAGCUCCGGCGGGGGCUCAGGCUAUAGGAGCGAGCUAGGCACAAACGAAGGUCUGGGCUACGGUGGUGUCUGUUCAGACGGUGGUCUGGGCUCCGGCGGAGGACUCGGCUCCGAUGACGGCGGCGGUAGAUCGCGUGGCGGUCGAGACCGACGCAGGCGUGGAGGGCGAGAUCGGGACCAUGGCCAUGACGGUCUCGGUUCAGACAAUUCGAGCGGCGGGCUCGGCUCGGGCGGAUACAGCUCGGGUGGCCUCGGCUCAUGCGGGCUGGACUCUGGCGGUCACGCUGUACCCCAUGGGAGCCUCUUGCCGCGCACGGUUCCCCAAAAUGGCGAUUUCGUAGGACCCCAGGGCGCUAACUUUACAGCGUUCGGUUCGUAUGGGUCCAAAAAUAAAAGGAGCCAGGACAACGUCGACUUUGGUUAUAAUCAGAGCAAUAGUAUGGGUUAUUACGGACAGCAGAGUGUAGGACCCGGGAGGCCAUACGGGGACGGCGCGGAACAGAACGGUGCCGUCGGUGAAAAUAGGAUAGAGAAAAUGGAUACAAUGGUGACUCCCGGCGCCGAAGGAGGCGAUAAAUCUUUGAAUGUGGGACGCGUUAAGAACAAAGUAAACAAUUUAAGAGAGAAGUGA